Molecule: messenger RNA, 1026 nt
Organism: Acanthochromis polyacanthus (spiny chromis)
Lineage: Eukaryota; Metazoa; Chordata; Actinopteri; Pomacentridae
Exons: 6
Coding region: 1-1026 (341 amino acids)
Biological process (GO): response to bacterium
Source: RefSeq, a predicted model, not a curated record
AUGAUUUUGUUCGUUGCAAACGUUUUCCUGCUCUGGGCUUUGUGUGUGGCAGAGUUAAAUGAAGUCUCUCAGCCUGUUUCUGUACAAACACUGAACCUUGGAGACUCAGCGACUAUCCAGUGUUACAUAAAAAGUCUUAUAACAACGAGAGUUUGGUACAAACUGACUACAGGGAGGAAACUACAGCUUGUGGCAUCGUUUGAUCCUAUCUAUCUUCGGAGUGUGUAUGCUGAUGAAUUUAAACAUCGUUAUUCAGUACAAUCUGAUGGGAUCAACAGUCAUCUGAGCAUCACUGCAACAUCAUGGGACGACAUUGGGACAUACUUCUGUGGAGUAAUGAAGCUAAAUGAUAUUCACUUUGGAUCAGGAACCUUUUUGAUGCUGAAAGGUGCAAAGAUGAUCAGUGACUCUGUCGUCCAGCAGCCAAAGUCUCAAUCAGUCCAGUCAGGAGACUCUGUGACUCUCAGCUGUUCUGUUCACUCUGGUCAAUGUCCUGCACAACAAAUUAGUGUGAUAUGGUUGAAAAACUCAGCUGAUCAUUCAGCUCCUGAAAUGAUUUACUCAUCUGGAAAUCAGAACAACACCUGCCAGACGUUCUCUGGAGAAACUACCUGUGUGUACAACCAUACCAUGAGGAACUUCAGCCCUGAAGAUGCUGGAAUCUACCACUGUGUUGUGACUUCAUGUGGACAAAUACUGUUUGGAAAUGGAACCACGAUUACCAACCCUGACACUGCAAGCAAACCACUUGAACUGAGUCCACCUGUUAUUGCACUGAUGCUGUCCAACAUCUUUCUUGGGGUUGUGGUCCUUUUUCUUGUAUGGACACUUUGUAAGACUCGAAGGAACGACUCUGCAGAUACUGGAUCUUCUGGAGGCGAUCAGACAAGCGAUGUUAUCUAUGCACCCGUGUCUUCGGCUCACAGAAACCUCGCCUCCAGGCAAGCAACAAAGAAACACACUGGAGACUCUGUAGUUUAUUCUAACAUCAGAUUCAGUGAACGCAACAGGGAGGUUUCAUCUUGA